Messenger RNA from Chondrus crispus (carragheen), 2308 nucleotides. RefSeq lists its product as hypothetical. The transcript has 2 exons. The coding region runs from base 1 to 2124 and encodes 707 amino acids. Gene Ontology annotation, biological process: intra-Golgi vesicle-mediated transport. Gene Ontology annotation, cellular component: COG complex. NCBI's taxonomy places the organism in Eukaryota, Rhodophyta, Florideophyceae, Gigartinales, Gigartinaceae. The record is from RefSeq and is a predicted model, not a curated record.
AUGAAAGAAACUACAGAUGCUGUCGGGGAAUCUACUUCGAAAAGCGGGGAGGAUUCAAUAGUUCCGCUUGACCCAGUGGCGGACGCUGCGGAGGCGUUAAAGACGCUGCGACAGUUCGUUCUUGAGGACAUCGGCCCGGAUGCACCUCCGCUUGAUACUUGGCAUGGUUUCGAUGCAUACAUAGAUGAGCUUUGUGCAUACGGCGUCGAGAAGCUUUCAAAAGAGCCGGGCGAUCUCGAAGCGACCAGCCUACGACUGAAAAACGAUCUAGAAGAAGUUAGCUGUGGCAACUACAGGGCCCUAAUCGAGAGUUUCGAGUGCGCUGGUGCAGUUCGAGACGGCGUCGCUGAUGUGCGCUCUAGACUGGACGGGCUCGUAGAGGCCUUGCCGAAGCUUGCCCACGCGACCAAGCAGUUCUCAGUGAAUGUAAAUGAGAAACAAGUUGACAGGAAGAAAAAGUUGAGGGCAAUCACAGAGCACAGGGCAAUUGCAGAUAUCCUUGAGAUGCCUCGACUCAUGAGAACAUUAAUUGCGGCAGAGCUUUAUGAUGAAGCACUGGAGCUAAGAGAAAACGCUGUUAAACUUGCCACAAUGCACCCGAGUGACAGCCUCGUCUGCAACGUUUACGCAGAAGUAGACAUCUUGACGCAGCAGAUGAUUUUGAAACUGCUCGUAUUGCUGAGGAAUCCUGUUCAGCUCCCUAUGUGCCUACGCGUAGUCGGGUUCCUCCGACGCCUGGGAGUGUUUUCAGAGUUUCGGUUAAGAAUGCUUUUCUUGCAGUGCAGAGGAGAGUGGAUGCGUGCUGGCAUUGAAUCUACCACGGCCACCUCAGAACAAGCGCAUCUCGUCAGUCUUAGCGAUAGUACUCGCGCAAUGGUAUUCGAAAUCAUAACGCAGUAUCGAGCGGUAUUCAACGACGAUGUCGACGACGACGACGACGACCUCACAAAUGCAACUAGAAGCAAGGACAUGAUGUGUAGCACCCACUCAUCUGCCAUUCUGUUUGAUUGGACUUCUUCAUGUGUGUCCGAUUAUCUCUUGAGAGUUGAAUCGGGGAUCAAGGAUGUUCGCGACGGCGCUGCGCUCAAUACGGUGUUGCAACAAGCUAUGUAUUGCGGGCAAUCUCUUGGAAGAGUCGGUGCGGACUUCCGUGCUGCCCUUCCCCCUAUAUUUGAAGAAGCGGUCCUUCGAAUAUACAAUUCUCAUUUGAAUGCAGCACUUCGUCAGUUUGAGAUGAUGAUAGAAGAUAACAGGUGGGCUCCAGUCGGAUCAUCAGCCUUGCGAAAAGUUAGAAGGCAAUCGUAUGCAGGACUCGAUGCGACAAGCAAAUUAGCGAGCGAGCAGGCGUCGAGUGGCCAAACAGACAACGACUCAAACGAACAGUAUGACCCGCCGCUAAGCGUGCUCGACAGUCCUCCACUCGCCGUGUUUCUCAAUGGGAUCCUGGCCGCUUUGAAUGAGCUGCGUCUUUGUGCUCCCGUUUCACUUGGUACACAGCUGGGAAAGUCAUUGCAGGAAACGUUGAUUAGUUCAGGGGAAUACAUGAGCGCAGUCGGUGGCCCUGGUGGUGCCUUUUUGAAACGCUCAGAUCGACAGCAUUUUAUUGCAAUGUCAGCAUCACUUCGGGACCUUUGCGUGCAACAUGCCGCAAGGUGUUUAGACCACUGCAUGGACCGCAAUGGGCUCGUCGACGUUGCGGAAGUACAGAGAGUACUGAACGAAGUAUUCGGGGAGACCCUCGUGCCUGUCGCGCUAAGCAAAGAGACGGCAGCCAAAUUGAACGGCACCGAGGACACCAUUCAUGCAGAGCAGAGAAUGUCAUCUGACAAAUAUAGAACACAACACCAACAUGAAGGUGAAAGCCCAAAACCUUUGGAGCAAAAAAAUCGCGAGGCGAUUUCCUCGCUGGUCGCUGAUAGUUCGAGCGCGAAUGGGAAAGAAGGGGAGCUCGUGGAGGUCGCUACAAGUAUUGCGGAUGUCAAGAAACCAUCAUAUGAGGGUAACACCGAGACUAGUAUCCAGGAGAACAGUGCUGAGCAGGGCCACAGUGCCCAGGACCACAGUGCCCAGGACCACAGUGCUUUGAAUGGGAAUAGAGUCGAAGAUGAUAACCUUAUUUUGUAAAUCUGACAUCGAAACUUGCGGCUUCUUGCCACGGAACUGUAGACACGAACCGCACAUUCCUUCUUUCAAGGCACUAUGUACGUUCCGGGCGUUCAGGUAUCCUUCACAAUCGCCAAGGCAAAAUGUAGACCAUUUCGAAGAAGUUAUUGUGCUUUCCGGUUAAACGAAUGCACUGCGUUAACAU